Molecule: messenger RNA, 609 nt
Organism: Meira miltonrushii
Lineage: Eukaryota; Fungi; Basidiomycota; Exobasidiomycetes; Exobasidiales; Brachybasidiaceae
Exons: 1
Coding region: 1-609 (202 amino acids)
Source: RefSeq, a predicted model, not a curated record
AUGAAUCACAUCAUUCACAAAAGACAAGGUUAUGGUGCAGUCACAAACGGUCUUACAUCGGCCAGUGAUUCAUUAUCAAAUUCAGCAAGCAAUGCAACUUCUUCACUUUCAAAAGCUGAAACCAUUGGUGUGGCAGUUGGAAUUAUCGCUUUUAUUGCAUUAUCUAUCGGCUUGACAUGGUAUUGUUGCAUCGUUGCUUCACGUAAAAGGGAAAAGAGAAAUGCAAUCGAACAAGAAGAAAUCCGUCAAAAAAUGCGAAAUGCCUCUUUGACCGGCAGUAGUGAAAGACAUAAUCAACAAUGGCAAACACAUGCUGUCUCUUUAGCCGCACCACAACAACCCGGAGCAGCAAUGACUUAUCAAGAUUUUCUCGCUUCUCAACGACGUGGAAGUGACCCUGCUACCGAUGAAGAUUAUUGGAAGCAAGAACCAUUAAAGCCAGCCGAACACGGAAAUGAAUCAUACAUCGUUAGCUUCGACGUUAACGGUCAACCGCAAUAUCAUCCUAGAGAAGCUCAGCAUCAAUCUUAUCCACCCAACUAUUACCCAGCACAAACACCACUCCAAUCUCCAAACGAACGUCAACCGAUGUAUCCCGUACGAAGAUGA